GACUCCACAGCUGUGUCUCUGACCAGUCGCGUCAAUCGGAGAAGCUUCUCUCCACCUGUCGGCCUCUUUGUUUCGGUUUAUUCUCCCUUCCUCAGUUCUAGGUGACCUAUUACCUGGCAGGACGGAAACAGUCAGAAAAGCCUGAGAGGACAGAAGUCAGCGGCAGCAGUUGUCCUAAUUAGACCUCCUAAUCAGCAGAAGUGGCAGCAGGUGUGACUUCAUGUCUGUAUUCCCCCCGCAGAUCUACUGCCCAGUGUUUGUGCCCGUUGGAGAAAUGACUGAGGUGAUGAUCAGCAGCACCCCCAUGGAGGACAUGAGGCUGAGCCCAAGCAAGGACAGACUCUCCUUCCAGAUAUUCCCAGACCCUUCGGAUUUUGAUCGCUGCUGUAAGCUCAAAGAUCGUCUACCGUCCAUCGUGGUUGAGCCGACAGAAGGAGACGUUGAGAGUGGAGAGCUUCGCUGGCCACCUGAUGAGUUCCUGGUCAGCGAAGAGGAGGAGGAGGAGGAGGAAGAAGAGGAGCAUAUUGAUGUCAGUGACCAAAAUGGACAACCAGCACAGAAUUCUCAGCACUAGAGGUUGUUCAGCACCUGUGCACGCAGGUUCUGAGGGACUUUCACACAUUGGUUACACUUUACAGGAACACACACACACACACAAGCACGCACACACACCACUCUAGCUGGUAGAGGGAUCCACAAUGUAUCUUGUGCUGAAAUCCUUCAACAUGGAUGCCAAUUGGACGAUGCAGAACUCUUGGCCACACUUCCUUCAUUUGUUGUCCACGGUCAUGUCUCAACUCGAUGCUCUAUCACACGGCAGCAGAUCAUCACCAGCUCUGUGGGGCUUCCUGCUGCACUUACUGGACUCCAGAAUGGCUGACAUGUCUUCAUCCUUAUGUGCAGAACUAUUGUGAUACCUGUGGGGAUUAUUGUACAGUACACUGUUUUUAUUUUAUUUUAUUUGCUUUAAUAAUUAUUGCCACUGCUGUUUGAAGACUUCUCUUUAGAAGGGAGUUUUGUUUUGGAGGAUUGGGUGUUCAGUGUAUGUUUUUGUUUUUUCUCAAAGUUGUGGAUUCAGAGAACAAGAAAAGGGGUGUGUGUGGGGAGGGGGUGCAUUUUACUCUGCUGUGUAUUUUACUCUGCUGUGUAACUGAACUCACUUUACAGGCACUGACACCAGAGGAAUGCUUAUUUCUGUCAUCACAUUGGCCUCUAUGAAGCAGUAUUUGGAUGACUAAGCAAACUUUAGAUGUAGCAUGAAGGUUCAGAUGGGAAAGCUGGGGGGGGGGGGGGGGGGGAAUUUUCGAAGCAAAAGCACUUAAUAAAGCAACGACAGACCCAGUGAAGGAUGUAAACGCAUGUUCCAGCGCGUGAGCCCCUGAAGUUUAGUGAUGUGCUGAAACAACUUUCUUUUCCAAGUCUUCCUGUUUUUUGAUGACAGCCAUACUUUGACUCCGAGAUUCUGGUUGCCCUGUGGGAUUAGUUUGCAUAACCAUAAAGGCAAGACCUGAAAGUGGCAUUUACCAAAAGGUGUUCGCUGGAGUGUUGUCGUUUUAUCUGCCGGUUUCAUUUUUCACAAUUCAUUCAAGAGGACUUGGUGAACAAUGUUUUAUUGUUGUAGACGCAUGACUAACGUUUUAAUCUGUGUGGCAUUAGGGCUGUGUAUAAAUCAUGUCACCUACAGGUCCCACAUUGCUUUUGUAAAGCUCAGGGAGUUUAGUCGCCAUCUUUGUCUUGGUGUCUUUUUUUUUUCUAUUUACACCGUGUGUCUCAUUGAUUAUUAAAGAUGUUGUAAAUAAAGAACUGAAUUUGCUAUACA
Messenger RNA from Nothobranchius furzeri (turquoise killifish), 1819 nucleotides. It is a transcript of the gene lbh, whose product is annotated as LBH regulator of WNT signaling pathway. The record is from RefSeq and is a predicted model, not a curated record. Gene Ontology annotation, biological process: positive regulation of DNA-templated transcription. Gene Ontology annotation, cellular component: nucleus. Lineage: Eukaryota; Metazoa; Chordata; Actinopteri; Cyprinodontiformes; Nothobranchiidae.